UCAAAAAAAUGGUAAAAAAGUCAUAUGGGUACAGUGUUGCAUGACCGCGCAAUUGUCAUUCAAAGUGUGAUAGCGCUGAAAGCUGAAAAUUGGCCUGGACAGGAAGGGGGGGAAAGUGUCCGGACUGGAAGGGGGGAAAGUGUCCGGACUGGAAGGGGGGGAAAAAGUGUCCGGACUGGAAGGGGGGGAAAGUGUCCGGACUGGAAGGGGGGGAAAGUGUCCGGACUGGAAGGGGGGGAAAGUGUCCGGACUGGAAGGGGGGGAAAGUGUCCGGACUGGAAGGGGGGGAAAGUGGGACUGGAAGGAGGGGAAAGUGUCCGGACUGGAAGG
Staurois parvus is the source of this 330-nucleotide messenger RNA. Lineage: Eukaryota; Metazoa; Chordata; Amphibia; Anura; Ranidae. The record is from the annotation of a GenBank genome assembly.